Molecule: messenger RNA, 2981 nt
Organism: Pristis pectinata (smalltooth sawfish)
Lineage: Eukaryota; Metazoa; Chordata; Chondrichthyes; Rhinopristiformes; Pristidae
Product: collagen alpha-1(XXVIII) chain-like
Exons: 29
Coding region: 12-2981 (989 amino acids)
Source: RefSeq, a predicted model, not a curated record
GGACUGAGAAGAUGGCAACUGACUUGGCGAGAGUGAUUGCUUUGCUCCUUGUGUUUGUGGCUUUGGCACCAACUGAAAUUGGCAGCCGUAACGUUGGGAGGAAGAAGUGGAGAAAACAACCUGCCCCACUUUUCCAACAGUUGGAGCAAGGAACAGAUCUCACCUGCAAUAUAGAAGUUGCUUUAAUUUUGGAUAGCUCUGAAAGUAUCAAAGAUUCCUUAUUUGAUCAAGAGAAGAAAUUUGCGAUUGAAUUCACUGAAGGAGCUUUGCAGUCUGACCAGUCAAAAAAACUGAAUCUGCUCUGGAGAAUGGCUGUGCUACAGUACAGUAGUUCAGUUAAGAUGGACCACACUUUCCGAGACUGGCAAGGAUUGGAUCAAUUCAAGAAUCGUGUGAAAUCCAUGGAUCAGAUAGGCCAUGGCACAUACACUUCAUAUGCCAUUGGGAAUGCUACUCAGCUCUUCCAGGCUGAGGCAAGGCAGAACAGUGUGAAGAUUGCCAUUUUAAUGACAGAUGGAGUGGAUCAUCCCCGCAAUCCAAACCUUCAAGAUGUUGCAACUCGUGCUAAGAAGUAUGGAAUUUUCUUCUUUUGUAUUGGGCCUCCACAUAUUUCUGCAGACCUGUCAGCUGUGGCAAGUCUUCCAUCAUCACAAUUUGUUCAUAGCAUAAGGGAUACCAAGCUUACAAGCAAUGUACUCCAUGAAGUAUUGAAAGUUGCCAAUGAGUCAUGUCCAAAACCAGAGCCAUGUACAUGUCAAAAGGGGGAGAGAGGAAAAGAUGGACCUCCUGGAAGAAAAGGAGAUCGAGGUCAAGAUGGCCACCCUGGCGAAAAAGGAGCGCAGGGAUCACGAGGUUUAAAAGGAGACCCUGGAAUUCCCGGUGAAAAGGGUCCAGAAGGGUCACCAGGUCCAAUAGGAAAAAGAGGACCACCGGGACCAGCUGGCCCAGCUGGCGAGCAAGGCCCUGAGGGAAUCCAGGGCCCAAAGGGCGAUCGUGGUCUUACUGGUUUAACUGGUCCAAUUGGAAACCCUGGAAUUGGAUACCCAGGACCAAAGGGUGAAAAAGGUUCACAAGGAGUAUCUGGUCCUCUUGGUCCUCCUGGGAUUGGAGAACCUGGAUUACCUGGACCUAGAGGAGAUCCUGGUGCAAAGGGCGAAAAAGGACAGCCAGGACAAGGUGCUCCAGGACCAAAGGGUGACGUUGGCUAUGGUGGACCUAAAGGCUCUCGAGGAGCUCCUGGAUCUGGAAUUAAAGGUGACAAGGGUGAUAUCGGACCUCCUGGACCAUCUGGUCCUCAAGGCACACCAGGAAUUGGUUUGCAAGGCGAGAAGGGAAAUCGAGGAUUCCCUGGAGAGAAGGGUCAAAAAGGAAUAGGAGAAAGAGGACCUCCAGGUUCUAAAGGAGAUCCUGGAGCGCCGGGGGCAGCAGGAACCCCUGGAAUUCCCGGUGAUUCUGGAUUGAAUGGAGCAAAGGGUGAGCAGGGAAAUCCAGGACCACCUGGCCAACUGGGAUUUGGUAUUAAAGGAGCUCCAGGCAAACAGGGUGAACCUGGUAAAAGGGGACCUCCUGGUUUUCUUGGACAUCCUGGACCAGCUGGACCUGCUGGACCCAAGGGGGAGCCUGGGCUCCGUGGUGAGGUUGGAUUACCAGGACCUACAGGAAAAGGGUUUGCAGGAGCAAAGGGGGACCGAGGGCCACCAGGACCACAAGGUCCUAUUGGGCACCCAGGAGUUGGAAUAAUAGGACCCAAGGGACAUCGUGGAGAUCCUGGAUUACCUGGACCAGCUGGAGCCAAAGGAGAUGGUUAUCCUGGCCCUCAGGGUGUAACAGGACUGCCAGGUCCACGUGGUGACCCAGGAGAAGAUGGUAAAGGAUUUCCCGGACCAAAGGGUGAACCUGGCCCUCCAGGACUACCAGGCCCAACUGGACUUCCAGGAAUAGGAUACCCUGGUCAAAAGGGUUCUAUGGGAAGAAUGGGUUUACCUGGCCCAAAAGGGCCUCAAGGAGAAGGCAUACAAGGACCAAAGGGAGCACCAGGAUCCCCAGGUUUGAUGGGUCCUAGAGGGCCAGCAGGGGAAGGUAUACCAGGACAAAAGGGAGAUCGUGGAUAUAAAGGUGAAAGAGGGAGUAAAGGAAACAAAGGUGAUGAAGGAAUCCCUGGCAUUAGAGGCGAUCCAGGAAAGAAUGGAGAGAAGGGUGAACCUGGUUUCACAAGAGAGGAAAUAAUCAACUUGAUUAGAAUAAUCUGUGGAUGUGGAAGGAAAUGCAAAGAAAAGCCUCUUGAACUGGUAUUUGUGAUAGACAGUUCUGAAAGUGUUGGACCAGAAAACUUUGAAAUUGUUAAAGAGUUUGUCAGUGCUCUGAUAGACCGGGUUAGUGGCAGCAAUGAAGCUACUCGGAUUGGUGUAAUACUUUACAGCCUUGACGCUCAAAUAAUCAUUCACUUACGGCAAGGUAUAACUCCGGAGAAAGCCAAAACAUUAAUUCAGAACAUGCAAUACUUAGGAGAAGGCACCUACACUGGAACUGCCAUAGAAAUGGCAAAUCAAGUUUUCAAGUUAGCUAGAAAAGAAGCACGCAAGGUGGCAAUAGUAAUAACUGAUGGACAGACGGACACGAGAGAGCCAAUAGAUCUGGAGAUGGCAGUGAAAGAAGCCCAUUCUGUACAUACAGAGGUGUUUGUAAUUGGGAUAGGCAAUGCAUCUGAUCCUGUCUACCCUAAUUUUAAGAAAGAAAUGAACCUGAUUGCAUCUGACCCUGAUGAGGAAUAUGUUUAUCUGAUUGACGAUUUUAUGACUCUUCCAACACUUGAAAGUAAACUGUUCACCAGGAUCUGUGAGCCUGAGCAUGAACCACUGUUUAGUCUGAUUUCUAGCUCUGUACUACCCCCUGGUGUGUCAACUGCCAUCAGUCCUGUUCAUCAGUCACCAGACCAUGAUGUCGUACAUAAGGAGGACCUACACACCAUGGAGGUGCAUUAA